AUGGCGCCUGAGAGAAUUGAGAUUUCAGAUGAAGAUGAUCAAAGCAGUGAUGCAAGUUACGAAAUUCAAGCUAAAAAUGACUGUCUACUCGGUUCUCAAAAGUGUUUGUUCUUUGACCUGAAUGAGGAAGCAAGUACUGGUGAUGAUGAUCAGGAUAUUUCAUCCAACGAAGGCAGCCAAGCCGUCGGUAGCAGAACAUCUCCAGAAGGUAAUUUAAGUUGUAAUAACACAAGUGUUGAAGGAAAAGAACGGACAAUUGCAGUAAGGCAAUAUGUUCGAUCCAAGAUGCCGAGGCUUCGUUGGACUCCUGAUCUCCAUCUAGCAUUUGUUCAUGCUGUUGAGAGGCUCGGCGGACAAGAAAGAGCAACUCCAAAAUUAGUUCUUCAAUUGAUGAAUGUGAGAGGACUUAGCAUUGCCCACGUAAAGAGUCACUUGCAGAUGUAUCGAAGUAAGAAGCUGGACGAGUCAGGCCAAGUUAUCUCUCAAUCAAGUAGAGGAAUGCAAGUAAAAGAUCACAUACUGGAAGCCUACCGCAAAUUCAAUCCUUAUAGGCACUUAAGACAUGUUGAUGACAGCGGAAGCCAUUUUUCUUCUCCACCGGUAUUGAAACAGCAGCAAUAUGAUGAUUUCAACGCAAACUCUUCAAGGGAGAAAUGUUGCCUUGCUAGACAUAAGGAUCACAUGUUAAGUUGCGAAACUGUUAAACUGGACUAUUGUCGGACGUCGAUUUCAUUGUGGAGAGUAAAUUCCAGGAUAGACAACCAUGGGAGCAAUAUAAAAAGCUCAAACAUUUUUCAUGCAAGGGAAGCAAUAACAAGAGAUGGGCCUUUUAGACCCAGCCGAUUUCUUGAAGAGAAGAGAUGGCCUCCUUGUGAAUUGAUUGGAAACCACAUGAAGGGUAGGAGACAUUUCCUAAACUUUACUUGGGGUGAUAUCAAUAAUGUUCCACAACCUAAUAACUUAGUAUGGAGCGCCAAGGCAAGUACCAUUAACCAACAUCAACCCAAUACAUGCAGUCCAAAGUUCAUCUCUAGUUGCUAUGAACCCUUAUCUAAGCUUGAGGUUCAAAAACUUCAAUGCAUAAAUGGAGAAAUGUUUCAACCAAAAGUUGGCCCCAACAUGAAGAUGUUACAUAAGACAUGGGUACCCAAUUUACAGUUAAGUUUAAGUCACGAUUUUAGCAAUGGCAGCGUGGUAAAUGAUAGCCAAGAAAGGAGGAAAGAUUUCGAAUCAAUGCUUUCUCUUUCGUUGUCCUCCUCUUCAGUCGGGCAACAAGAACAAUCCUCUGCGCCUACAAGACAAGGAGGAAGAAGUAGUCGUCAAGCUUCGGACACUGGUGUGGUGCCUGCCGAAGGCUCUCCAAUGCUUAAAUCAGCUAUAUGUGGUAAUUUUGGCAGAGUAACAGUAAAGUCCCCCAAAGUUCGUGGUCAAGAAGUAACUCCUGGGUUGGGAACUUAUGAGAUAUCUUCUAUAAUCAUGACCGAGCAGUUUGGACCUGGUAGGAGCCUUAAGGCAUUCCCUAAGUUCUUGAGGCCUUUAGGCCUUUGGCAAGGGAAGAAUUGGGGUGAGCCCUUUCUUGCUUCAGCACAGACCUUGCCGUUCGGCAAGGCUGUGUCGAUACUUGGGUUUGGCAUGGGCACGACACUUGCUGUUCGGGCUUUGGAAGAAAAGGUGCAAGUCUUCCUUAACAUAACACUUGCCGUUUGGCAAGGCUUCAGCGCCGAAUCUUUAGAAAGUAUUGGUUGGUGUCCUCUUGCCGAGGAAGAAUACACUUACAGAAGUAAAACUGGCGGAGAUUGGGUCAGAUUACAGUGUUCCACCUUCGGUGGGUUUGAGACUACUGACUGUGGCAAAUGUGAUGAUGUUGGCCAAACUGGGCCAACGUUUGAGCAGUUCAUGUAUCUGUAUUCAAUUUCUAGGCAACAAGGAAACUUUGGCUGUGUAAAUAUUGGAGGAACAUGUGGUGUCUGGGAGUGUCCAUCAGGGAAGACAGUCACCAAACACGUUCCUAGCCAUUUCCAGUUUAUAAGUUCGGUGAAGUGGGGGCCCAUUUCAAAGGAGAAGGAAGACGAAGUGAGGAAGGUGAGAUUGUUGCUAUCGGAGACUAAGCGGGAGUAUCGAAACUUAGUCACACCGAAGAAUCUGCUAGAGUUCGUACUCUUGCAAGGGAGUGUUGUAAAAGGAUCGAUGAAGGUGGUCGUGCACAUUGAUGAUGCCGAAAAGCAGAGGCGGUUGAAGGCGUCUCGGGCGAAAAAGUCUGAGAGGGAGAAUGAUGAUGAGGGGCUUGUCGCCGAAGCCUUUGUAGGGGAAGAGGAAGGCUUUGGAGGAAGCCACCAUAGUGUGAUAGGGACAGAACCGAAGCUUCCAACCUUUGAUCUGCGGGCACCGCCGAAGCUUCCCUUUGGUAUGGAGGAGGUUUUUGCUGAGGGGAUGUUGGUGGUUGACUUGGGCUGGCUGCGUCAACAGAAGAAGGAGGUGAGCCUGGCCAUGCACCGGCAUGAGAUGCCUUUAGUCAACGUCUUUUUGGAAGGCAUUAAGAGUGACCUCGAGGUCUUGGCGAGGACGCAGACCUCCUCCUUUGCAGAGCGAGCACAGAAGACGAUCAUCACGUCUGCCUAUGCCUUUGACGAGAUGUAUGUCAAUCUGGCUAAGGUAGAUAAAGAGAUCUAG
Molecule: messenger RNA, 2670 nt
Organism: Prunus armeniaca (apricot)
Lineage: Eukaryota; Viridiplantae; Streptophyta; Magnoliopsida; Rosales; Rosaceae
Source: the annotation of a GenBank genome assembly